Molecule: messenger RNA, 597 nt
Organism: Volvox carteri f. nagariensis
Lineage: Eukaryota; Viridiplantae; Chlorophyta; Chlorophyceae; Chlamydomonadales; Volvocaceae
Exons: 3
Coding region: 1-597 (198 amino acids)
Biological process (GO): pantothenate biosynthetic process
Molecular function (GO): pantoate-beta-alanine ligase activity
Source: RefSeq, a predicted model, not a curated record
AUGGGCUUUGAAGCUGGCCCCCGCAGUCCCCGGGGCCGACGCCGAGUCCUCCAACGUGGUGGGUCCAGCGGCGGAGAGAAGUUUGUGACGGUGGAGCGCCUGCAGCGGCCGCUGUGUGGGGGCUCCCGGCCGCACUUCUUCCGCGGCGUGUGUACGGUGGUGACCAAGCUGUUCCACAUCUGCGAGCCCGACGUGGCUGUGUUUGGCCGCAAGGUCUACCAACAAUGGCGGGUGAUCUGUCGGAUGGUUCGAGAUCUCGAGACUUCCCCGUGGAGGUGGUGGGGAUGCCCAUCUAUCUGCCGGGAGCCGGACGGGCUGGCCAUGAGCAGUCGUAACGCUCGUCUGUCCCCCGAGUCGCGGGAGAGGGCCUUAUGCAUCUCCCGGGGACUGGCUUGGGCUGAGAAGGCGCUGCUCCACGCGCACCACCCUUCCACCACCACCAGCCCUAUCAGCGACCUGACCUCCCAACCCGUGCUGCUGGCGGUGGCCGCGCACUUCCCCGCCCGGGACCGGGGCACGGUGCGUCUCAUCGACAACACCGUACUGAACGACCCGGGGGACAGCAAGCAGCUGCAGGACCGGACCCAGCAGCAGUAG